CUUUUGUUCCUUUUACUUUUUGUUCCCUCUUACCUUCCUUCCUACUAGCCUUCAUUUUACUUGUGGUUUCUUCUUACCUUGUUUCCCACUUUCCGUCCUUUCACUUUUUUUUUUACCCCUUACCUUUUACCUUUUUUCCUUCCUUUUAUUUAUUGUUGCUUCUUCCCUUCCUUUAUUUGUUUCCUGUCCCCUUCCUUAUGACCUUAUUCUUCUCUGAUCCUCUGUGUCGUUACAGAUAAUGCACUGUAUGUCCGCUGUAUAUUUGUUUUACCUGUUCCUGCGUUACCCUUUUCUUUUGUCUGCCUUGCCUAUAUAAAGGUCAGAGGUCAGCCCCAGAACAUUAACCUACAAACACACUUUCUGUUUUUAACGUGUGUUCCAGAGGAGGUUUCCGUGGUGCGGAGAUGUUCCUGCUGGCUCAAACAAACCCCGGAUGCGAACCAAAGCUUGUCCUAAUUGUCUCUGGCAGUAUAGAUUGAGCUUCCAUCUGUAAGCCUCUUACAGUAAUACACCUGCUGCUGAGACGACACCACGGCUGAGCAGCGCAGGACGAACACUCCUCCACAUACAGCUCCCAAAUAUGACUUUCCGGCCGACAUGUUGCUCUGAGAACAUGGUUUUGUGAUUUUCAGGAAAGGAUCCAGAGGUGUGUCCGAGAUGCUGUGUGGAGAUGUGGUGGCCAUGUGGGAGGUGGCUCUGAGCGACGGCGUUUACAGGAUUGAGUUUGCUCAUGGCACCACCACCGGGAAACGCAUUGUUUACAUCAACGGACAGGAAGUCAUCAGAAAAGACUGGCUGUUCAAGCUGGUUGGAAAGGAAACCUUCACCGUGGGAAGCGCCCACACCAAAGCCACCAUAAUCAUCGAGGCCAUCAGCGGAUUUGCCUACGAGUACACGCUGGAGAUUGACGGGAAGAGCCUGCAGAAGUUCAUCAGUGACCGGGCCCAGACCACCAAAACCUGGCUGCUCAAAGUGGACGGACAGGACUGCAGGGUCGUACUCGAAAAGGACACGAUGGAUGUUUGGUGCAACGGGCAGAAAAUGGACACGAUGGGAGAGUUCGUAGACGACGGCACAGAGACGCACUUCAUGGUGGGGGAACACGAGUGCUGCAUCAAGGCUACGAGCGGUGGGAAGAAAAAGAGCGGCAUUGUGCACUGUUUACUGCUGGACGGGGACAAAAUACCAGCUUCAACACAAUAAUGCCGGAGCAGACUGUUGGAACAGAGUAUAACUUUCAAAGAGACUCUGUGAAUGAAGUAUUUGGAUGCCAUGUAUAAAUACCAAGCAGAUACUACACUGGCUGUGCUUUGUGAUGGAGGAUCAGGACUUUUUGUGUUUGAGUUGGUUUUGACUGCACAUUUAGAAAAUACACGCGCAAAUAUGUUCAUUUAAAUAUAGCAAAUAAACACUGAACUGUAUCUUUU
This is a messenger RNA of Micropterus salmoides (largemouth bass), 1427 nucleotides long. RefSeq names its product fas apoptotic inhibitory molecule 1-like. The record is from RefSeq and is a predicted model, not a curated record. Gene Ontology annotation, biological process: positive regulation of neurogenesis; negative regulation of extrinsic apoptotic signaling pathway via death domain receptors; canonical NF-kappaB signal transduction. Lineage: Eukaryota; Metazoa; Chordata; Actinopteri; Centrarchiformes; Centrarchidae. The coding region runs from base 658 to 1203 and encodes 181 amino acids. The transcript is spliced from 4 exons.